Ictalurus furcatus (blue catfish) is the source of this 3702-nucleotide messenger RNA. Its product is annotated as myeloid-associated differentiation marker homolog. The coding region runs from base 2432 to 3481 and encodes 349 amino acids. The transcript is spliced from 3 exons. The record is from RefSeq and is a predicted model, not a curated record. Gene Ontology annotation, cellular component: membrane. Lineage: Eukaryota; Metazoa; Chordata; Actinopteri; Siluriformes; Ictaluridae.
GCAUCUCUGGUGUUCCGCAGUUUGUUUUGUUACAGUGGUGGAAAUGCACCAUUAAUGAAGUUAUUAUUAUUUAUUAUUGAGGUUUUGUUGUUGUGUUUUUGACAUGUCAUUUGAAUUGAACGGGCUUAAUCCAAACCUGAAUAACUUAAAAGUAAUUCAUAAUUUUUUUUAAAAAAAAACCCUCUGUGGCUCAAACCGAAAUAAUAAAUUCGUACACAUUUUAAUACUUGGGGUGUGGACAUUUAUAAAUUUUUUUUAAAAAUGGUGUUGAGGCGGUGCAUGGAAUUCAUGCUGCAUUCACAACAUCUGGGAAUUUUCUAAGUCAGAACUUCCUACAUUCUAGCCUUCAGAGCCUUCAAACCCAACCAUCAGAUGAAUACUCAAUUCUGUAAUCUGUCUAGAAAAACUGGAAUUUAAAAAGUUGUUUAUUUAGUGCAUUAUUUAUUGUUUAUUUGGAUACCAUAAUUCACUGUUAAUAGUGCCGAGAAUAACAUGAAAAAGCAGUUUGACUAAGAAAAAAACAAAUCUUACAGAAAGUGAAUGAACGUUUUAAAGUAUUAAAGUAUCACCCCAUGUUGAAAGGACGUCACAGAAUCGCAGCUCGGACCUCUCGAAAACCUCAGAUUUUCCGAGUAAGAAUUACCACACAGCAAAAUCCCCAGUGUUGAUUUAACACCCAGAGUGUUGAAUUUACACCCUACAGUGUUUAUAUAAAUCCACUGGACACAAAUUAACUCCGGGUGUUAAUUCAACACUAGGGAUUUUACUGUGCAGUUGGAAAGUCAUUCAAAUGAAACUUCCCUGCUUGGUCUUGAACGCAGCAUUAUUUUGCUGUUAAAGGCCUCCAUGGUUGCAAAACGUUUGAGAACCUCUUGUCUAAAGAGCUCAAAACAACAUUUUGAACUAACAGAGUUUUGGAUCAGUUAUAGCUUUUACAACCAGAAACAACUCUACACAGGGGAUUAGUUAAUUAAAUUAAUUAUUUCCCUGUAGCAAGGUUGUAGCAUUUUUCCUUUUUUGUAAAAAAAAAAAAAAAUUCAAACAGCUUGCAAGUAGCUUAAAUGUUUUCCUUUUCUUUUAUUAAGUAGUACAGUAGAGUUAAUAAGUUACUUGUAGUUAUACCACUGAGCUGUUGACGUCUCGAUUCUCAUUUUCAUUAACAGCAGCUACGACAGUAGUUCCGUCUCGAAGGAGCGCACAGGUUUAUAUUAAAACCCUCAAUCUAGCAUGUUCUCAUUUGUAUAGUAACAACUUCUAUGAUGGUCACUACACGUUAACAGAUUUUAAAAAUCUGUAUGUGUUAUGGUAAAGUUUGAAGAGUGUGAGGAGACUUUUAUGUAGCAUUGAGUAACAAUGAUAAGCUGGACAUUUAAGUUUUCUGUCAUGGGAAAGUCUUCGAGAUGGCGAUCUUUGCAGCGUAUGGCUUCUCAGUAACAUGACCAGCUACAUUUUUGUCUUAUUAAUUUAGAGAGAGAGAAAAAUAGAGGCUGGUGAGGGAACGACUGUUUCUACAGCUAUAACGUAAGAGAGGACCGAUACUAACUUGUUUCACAGAUGUUCCACUACAUUAAAUGUAACUGUAAAGUAAAUAAAACGGCUAAAAAGUAUGUCGUUCUUUAAUAAAUAAAAAUAUAGUUAGCUUUGGCGACUUGCUGUGGUAUAAGAGGAGUAAAACACUUCCUGUGAGACAUGCUGUUAUUGGAAAAUAAGCAACUUUGGCGUAGUAUUUCUUACUUAGCAAAAGUGUAAAUGCAUUAUUUUGUCAUCAAAUUAAGCUUCACGUUGUCUUUUAGCACCACUUGUAGCUUCAUUAACUUCAAUUUUAGUAGUAUGCACGAUAUAUCAUCUGAAACAUUACCCUGGUUCUAGUAUCAAGGACUCUGUACAUGAAUCUAAAGAUAUCAAAACAGCGUUCAAAAUGGAUGCUUUAUGACAUUAGACAGUACUAUUGCUGAGGUUUCUUUUUUUUUAUUAUUUACCCUGGGUGGAGAGGAGGUCAUAUGAUGUAGAUGUGUUAUAUUGAUCGUUCUGGGAGGAAAUCAACAACAGGUUGAAGUCUCUGGAUUGUAGAAGCUUAACAUCACAGGCCUCGGUGUAUGCUGCUAAAACGAGGAACUGAAAGUAAAGGAUAGAAAUCUGCUGCUGUGGAAGCUGAGAACUUUGUCCUCCAGACAGACUGACUCAUUAAUAUACAAACCAAGAGGAAAAACAGAUGUUGAGAAAAGUCUGCAAAAACCAUAUUUAAAAGAUCCACCAGUUUCGAUUCAAACAGCGCCAUCUUGUGUUUUGGCAUCAGAACUGCAUAAGCUGAAGUGUUCCUGUGGAAAACUGACCAGCUUUAACUGACGAUAGUAAACCUGAAUUUACUCAUAGGCACGCUGAUCUGACCUCAGUUGAACUUCAUCGAUUGUUCCGAACUUGCCGGUGGAUCAUGUUGUAUAUAAACGUGGCGAAUAUAGCUGCUCUGGUAUCGUCUUGUGUAUCUUUUGGCCUCAUAAUAUGUAGUCGCAGAUGGGAUGGAGAAGUCGGUGUAUUGUGCGUGUUUUGCUGGACCUUUAGCUUCAUUGGCUCUCUUUUGAACCUACUGAUACUGAUGUUCUCUUUCCACAUGGGUGUCAGGCCAAUAUUCUGGCGCAACAUUUCCAUUACCAUCUCCAGUUAUGCAGCGUUGUUCUGUCUUAGCGUGUCCAUCAUCUUUCCGAACUACUUUCUAAAAGGCCAAGAGGACAACGCUUUCUACAGCUACUUUAUACUGGUCGAGAUCUUCUCAUGCAUAGCUACGCUGGGGCACCUUGUGGAAGUUUGGAUGGUGUGGAUUGACCCGAAAUGCUAUAUGGCAACGGGAUCAGGUCUGCUACAGGUGUCUCAGACGUACAUAGCAAGCGCCAUCAUUUUCUUCCUCGCCAAUAUUGUGCCAUUCAAAGUCCAUCCAGCUAUGAUAUGGAGCUUGGCUGUAUAUUGCAUGUGCUUCUUCUGCACAUUUGUCAGCAUCAUAUGCUGUACAUUUCAGAACCAGCACAAUCAAAUAUGGCAGAAAGGAUUCAACUUGAUUGCUGCUGUCAUGUACCUUAGUGUCGCCUGGCCUGUAUUCCAUCUCAUUCAAGAUCUGGGUCAAAUCGUCUUCCCUGGGUCAUGCCAAAAUGAUCUUGGACUCUGGCCUCAGACUAGACUGAUGGUUGUGCUUGGGCUAACUGCCUUUAACUUCCUGCUUUACUUGCUCAGCGUAUGCGAUGCCUGCAUAUUACGUUCAAAUGUUAAUGAAGAAGAAGAGAACACUACAAGCUCAAGCACCUCUGAACCUUGUCCCAUAGAAACGCCAGAUGAAAUAAGGGACAGUGUUUUGCCAGUGGAACUGAGCAGAUAUCUACAACAACAAAACAUAAUAGGCAACCAUCAGAGCCUGCACAGGACAGAUCUAAGGAGCCAGCAAAAUUCUUUCAACGUUUACAUUAAAAAUCUUAAUAUUUAUGUUAAUAAAUAAAAUCCAAUUAGUAGAAAUGGAAGAAUGGUUUAAUAGUAUGUCUACGGCUUUAAAUACAAAUGAGAAUUGUUCCUUGAUAACAUGACUAAUCCUCGGCUUUUAUAUUGCAGCAGAUACAUGGUUUCUAGCCACUAUGUAUACACAUUUGAUAAUUGACCAUUAAUAAUUGAUAAAUGACAUAAUUAAAAACAAAUUAUGAUGUCACUGUACUAUUUGAACCA